AGUCCCAUUCGAAAGUUGCCAAGCUCGUCUGUCCGACAGACCGCAAGCUGUUUCUUUCAGUCUCAAAGCGAUCGUCGUGCUCAGAACAGUGUGUAUUGUGCGCUCAGUCCCUUCAAGUGGCGCCACACGUACGUACGUGAGUUCGAGAUCGCUUAAACCCCGAUACGGUCCAGAGCUGAUGACCGUAGUCCGGCCUGACCUCAUCAUCGGGUUUAGAUGUCAAUCUGAUUACGUCCAAGUGUGUUAGUAGUAGUAAUAGUUCAUCAAGAACCGAAGACAUGGAUCUUAGAUCCGUUUACGAAUUUGUGACUGUGAUAACUCUGGUGAUUAGUUGGGCGUCUUGUUCCGACGUCAGCGACGCCGAAGAUGCUGUUAGAGUCAACAGGCCGAUAGUGAGGACUGAUAAUGUCCAGCCCUGGGUCAGAUUUUCAUCAGAUUACGUGAGAUGUUUCUGCAACCUGCCAUCUUGCGUGCAUACUGGUUACAUGUGCAAAUCUAGCGGUGCCGGUUGUUUCUUCGAUUUGUGGGAAGGCACCGGUCAUCCUACGGGAUACCGUGGAAGACAUGGAUGUUUGGAACUCAUCAACACAAAAGAAACACAAUGUACAAAUGACAGGGAAACGAUAAGAACGAACAAGAAGAACUCCUCAAAGCGUUACAUUCACUGCUGCUCGCAAGAUAUGUGCAACCAUAUGGACAGCCCUCAGACAAAAUUUCUCAUCAACAGCACCUUUCAUGGUACAACAGUACGAAGAGAAAACAUGCACAACCAUAGGCCUAUUGGCUAUUCGAAUUCAGAAGUUUGGUUCAGGGCAGCCACCAUUGCUGUGCCAAUAUGUGGGGCAGUCAUACUGUUUGUGCUCAUCGCUCUGGCAAUAAGAAUUCUAAGGAAUGAGAGACAUAACUCUCUAAACUACAAACUUGGGCCUUCCAUGUACAUCCCCCACGUACCCACAAGAGAAAAGUACUGUUACCAUCACUACGAUUACCAAAAGAAGCAGAUCCCGAGAGCCCACAACCCGAUCUACAGGCCGACAACUGUAGAAAUGACCAACCACCAGAGGCAGGUGGAAGCCCCUUUGCUUGUCCAAAACGAGACAAGCAACACACAAAAAAAUAGUUGCAAAAACGAAACCAACGCCAAGUUGAACCAACUGCACUGUGAUCCGUUGAGUGAAUACCUCAACUCGGAGGGAAAGUCCAUCAUAUUGGAUAUUAGGAAGGAGUGUACUAAGGAACCUCUGAAUAAUAUCAAUAUGAACAUCAAGGAGGAGGAAAAAUACUCAGAUAUAAAAUAUGGGGAUAAAGACUAUGGAAAGAGUCAUUACAAUGUAUGAAGUAGUUCAAACGACCCAUUGUAUAUCACUGUGCAAGAAGAUUCCAAAAAGAUUGGGAGGAUGAAAAGAAAUCAAUUUCAAGACAAAUGUAUUUAAAAAAUUGGUUUUUUAAACUACAAAGAUAUUAAUUCUCUUUGCAUCAACUGAGGAAUAGGUAAAUGUGUAAAUUAAAAAAAAUUUUAAUGAGACGAAAGAGGUAAUUCUUGUUUCACUUAUUAGGCUGUGAAUAUUUUUGUAACUGCCAUUGUGUUGUUAUUGAAGAGUUUUUUUCUCUUCUGAAAAAUUGAUUUGUGAUUUUCGGGGAAAUCCCGAAUACUAACAAGAAUAUUGACUGCUCAAUUCAGUUAUUUGUAUAUACUAACAAGUUUUUCAAUUUGUAAAAAUAUAUUUUUAUGUGAAUCUCUAUCUGUACCUAGUAUUGUAUGUAAUCUCUCUAUAGUUUGUAUGGAUUCAAUUGUAAAUUUCUGAUUAUUAUUUAUUUAAUCAUUCCUGAUCGGUUAUGUUUUAUAUUAUUGUAUAAAUAUGUUUGAGUGAUUCAAACAAUUUUCCAUUUGUGCUUUUGAAAAUAUAUAGUUUUAUAUCGUAA
Molecule: messenger RNA, 1923 nt
Organism: Harmonia axyridis
Lineage: Eukaryota; Metazoa; Arthropoda; Insecta; Coleoptera; Coccinellidae
Product: BMP and activin membrane-bound inhibitor homolog
Exons: 5
Coding region: 279-1337 (352 amino acids)
Source: RefSeq, a predicted model, not a curated record